This is a messenger RNA of Cyprinodon tularosa, 2854 nucleotides long. RefSeq names its product scavenger receptor class B, member 2a (gene scarb2a). The record is from RefSeq and is a predicted model, not a curated record. Gene Ontology annotation, biological process: receptor-mediated endocytosis; protein targeting to lysosome. NCBI's taxonomy places the organism in Eukaryota, Metazoa, Chordata, Actinopteri, Cyprinodontiformes, Cyprinodontidae. The coding region runs from base 321 to 1913 and encodes 530 amino acids. Gene Ontology annotation, cellular component: cytoplasm; membrane; lysosome. Gene Ontology annotation, molecular function: scavenger receptor activity. The transcript has 13 exons.
CUAGCAGGGCGACACCGUCUCAUUUCACCUCCGUCUCCGAGCAGCUUGGUCCUCCUUUGCUUUCGGGGGGGUUUAAAUUGUGUUACGUUUAAUUUCCCUUCUGUGUUUAAGAAGUGCCAUCCAUUUAAAACCCUCACCGGGAGGAUCGCCUCUCGCCGCGGGGAAGAGUGAAGUUUCAACCCGCAGCUGCUGCUCUGGAGACGGGGGGACCCGAGCCUUCACGGUCCUACAACUCCUCACCUCCUUUUCCUUAAUCACAUAUAUAUAGAGAUAGAUCUAUUUUUGUGGAAGUUAUUGCCUUCUUCAGUGAAGUUUUCAUCAUGACUCGAAGAUCGUGUGUCAUUUACGCCACCGGCAUCGUCUGCGCUCACCUCCUGAUCGUGGGGAUCGCCCUGGUCGUGGCUCAGGUCUUCCAAACGAUGAUCCACAGCCGGCUAAAAAAGGAAAUUACGUUGACAGAGAAGAGCCAAGUGUUUGAGUCAUGGAAGAACCCACCCCCGCCUGUUUACAUGGAGUAUUACUUCUUCAACGUGACCAAUCCUGAGGAGUUUCUCGCAGGAGGGAAGGCGUCUGUCAAACAGAUCGGCCCUUAUACUUACAGGGAAUACAGGCCACGGGAAAACGUCACUUUCCUGGAGAACGGCACCAAGGUUUACGCUCUGAAUCCCAAAUCUUUUGUCUUUGUCCCUGAGAAGUCGGCUGGUAACCCUGAGGUGGACAUCAUCAGGACGAUCAACAUCCCAUUUGUGGCGGUGAUGAACGAGUUGAACUCCUACAGCUUUUUUCUGCGUACCAUGGUGUCCAUGUAUGUGAGCAGCCUGGGAGUCGACCUCUUCAUGACUCGCACUGUCCACGAGGUUCUCUGGGGCUUCAAGGACCCUCUCAUGUCAAAGAUCCAUAAAAUAAAGCCAGAAGUGGACGAAUACUUUGGGCUGAUGUGGAAGAAAAACGGCACUCACGAAGGAGAGUUUGUGUUCCACACCGGGGAGCAGAACUACUUGGAUUAUGGCAAGAUCGACACCUGGAAUGGCCUGAGGGAAAUGUCCUGGUGGUCAUCCAAUCAGAGCAACAUGAUCAACGGCACCGACGGCGCAGUCUUCCACCCACUGAUCGACAGGAACGAGCUGCUGUACAUCUUCGCCGCUGAUCUCUGCAGGUCUAUUCAUCUGGCCUACGUGGAGGACGUGGAGGUUAAAGGAAUCCAGGCUUACCGCUUCGCUCCCCCCAGCGACGUCCUCAUGAGCCCCAAGCAAAACCCCACCAACGAGGGCUUCUGCGUGCCGGCAGGAGACUGCCUCGGCACCGGGGUGCUGAAAGUCAGCGUUUGUAGAGAAGGUGCUCCCAUCGUUGUGUCCUUCCCCCACUUUUACCAGGCCGACCCCAAGUACAUAAACGCUGUUGACGGGCUUAACCCCAACAAGGAGGAGCAUGAGACGUACCUGGACCUGCAGCCGACCACAGGUGUUCCUAUCCGCGCCUGCAAGAGGGCUCAGCUCAACAUCAUCGUGAAAAGAAUCCAAGGCUUCCCCAAAACAAAGUUCCUCAAUGAGACCAUUUUCCCCAUCAUGUUUGUCAACGAGACGGCAACUAUUGACGAAGACUCGGCGUCUCAGAUGAGGACCCUGCUCCUGAUUGUCACUCUCGUGUCAAACUUCCCCCUUCUCAUCAUUGGGAUGGGCAUCAUCCUGCUGCUGGUGCUCGUUGUGUUGUUCUGCAGGAAUCGGCAGAAAAAGAAUGAAGUAAAACGUAUUGAUUUUACUGAAGCUUUUCAUUCUUUUACUACGGCGAAAGACGACACUGCAUACACACAGGUCAGCGACAAACCGGAAGACUCGUCAGAAAAACCGGCCAGCCAGCCGAUGAAGAACGGCUCCUACAUCGCCAUGUCUCCAGUGGAGGCCCAGAAGUGUUGAUUGAGGACUCCCCUCCUCUAGCAUGGAGAAUAAGGAGGGGUCUGAGGGAGCAGCACAGGGGAGGUGUGGGAUGUUUAAUUUCCGUGGGUGGGGGAGGACUGGAAACACAGCGGGACACAAAACCAAGAUAUUGUUUAGCCUACAAAGACAUUGAUCUUCUUCCUGAGCACUCUUCUGUCUAUCCUCCUCCGCUCUACCUGCCUGCAGGACUGCAACACAACCUAACCCCUCCCCCACAGCGUGCAAAACAUCUCCGUCCUGGUAGGCCCCGAACAUGAAGGGACUUCUUAAACUGGAAAGGAGGGUUCAACCAGGAAUUUAAAAAAAGGGUUUUCCAUAAUUACACCGAGGCCAAAUGAAAAACGGGGCCUAGAUGUCGCUGUCGCACACGGAUGCAUGAUCGUCUGAGCAGACCCCACAUACGAAACUCAGUGUUUAGCACUAAUUCGAACAAAAGGGGGCGUUGUUACAGUCGUACUCUGUCAGUGUUGCGAGAAGAGGAAAAACUUGGAGCCUUCAGAAUAAAUAAAGCCCUUAUAAACCAGAAACCUUCAGGAGGAAAACCUCCUGGAAUCAGGCGAGUUAACAGUUUUGCUAAUAAAAAUGGACUUUGUAUAUUUUAUAAAGGAAAAUAAAAAUCAACUGAGCCUUUGUUUUCUAAUACGAGUUUGUGCAGCUGCCGGUUAGACACGUUGCACCUCCUGUGCGUCAGUGAAUCUGCGUGUGCGCCUUUAUUUUGAAACAAACUACUGUUUUCUUUCCUAUUGCAGGCACAGUUUAGUCUGAAAUCUGAUCUACUCAUGAUUCUCACCGCUUCCUCCUCUUCCUUUGGGUCCCUUAAAACACUAUUUACAGAAUGGAGACAUUCAAAGUCCUCCUUGAUUUGAGGCAUCUUUGCUUUAAAAUGAUUGAAUACAUUUUCAGAAAUUAUCAGCAAAAAA